GUCAAACUUUGACAACAAAAUAAGAUGAAAAUUUUUAUCUUUACUCCAAUUUUAUCAACGGUUCUAUUUAUGGAAUAUCAGAAUCCGGUUUUACAUUUCUAAAUAAUCAUCAGCAUCAUUUCAGAAAAUGUCGGCAUUUUUCAAUAAAUUGGGCCGAACACUUCCUCAAUUGUUCAGGGCCACUUCAAAUGUAACCAAGAUUCAGAACUCUGUAGUGAGUUUUUCAUUAGUCAUAUGCAUUUUAGCUUCAUCUGCUUAUGCUCCAAGAGUCCAACAACCGGCACCUAAUUUCAAAGGAACUGCAGUUAUAGGAGACAGUUUCAAAGAAAUCCAACUUUCGGACUAUAAGGGAAAAUACGUAGUUUUAGUUUUUUAUCCACUAGAUUUCACAUUCGUUUGUCCAACUGAAUUAAGAGCACUCCAGGAGAAAUAUGAUCAGUUUAAGAAAUUAAACGCAGAAGUUAUUGGAUGCUCUAUAGAUUCCCAUUAUUCUCAUUUAGGUUGGAUCAAAAUGCCCACUAAAGAAGGUGGUUUAGGUCCAAUUUCUUAUCCUUUGUUGUCAGAUAUUAACAAAACAAUAGCAAGAGAUUAUGAUGUUUUAAUUGAAAAAGAGGGUAUUGCGUUGAGAGGAACUUUCAUAAUAGACCCUAAUGGAAUUCUCAGACAAAUGACGGUCAAUGAUUUGCCCAUAGGUAGAUCGAUUGAUGAAGCAUUAAGAGUUAUCGAAGCUAUUCGAUUCCACGAUGAACAUGGCGAGGUUUGUCCAGCCAAUUGGCAGAAGGGUGGUAAAACUAUCAAACCAGAUCCAGAAGGAUCCAAAGAAUAUUUCAAGACUACUUAAGUUUAAAUAAAAUACAUAUAUUUUGUAUAUGAGCCUGAUAUUGAGACAUCCCAUUUUAAAGAGAAAAUAAAAAUCUUUGGUUGUUA
Harmonia axyridis is the source of this 927-nucleotide messenger RNA. RefSeq names its product peroxiredoxin-2-like. The coding region runs from base 128 to 841 and encodes 237 amino acids. The record is from RefSeq and is a predicted model, not a curated record. Gene Ontology annotation, cellular component: cytosol; mitochondrion. Gene Ontology annotation, biological process: response to oxidative stress; cell redox homeostasis; hydrogen peroxide catabolic process. The transcript has 6 exons. Gene Ontology annotation, molecular function: thioredoxin peroxidase activity. NCBI's taxonomy places the organism in Eukaryota, Metazoa, Arthropoda, Insecta, Coleoptera, Coccinellidae.